Dujonia railenensis is the source of this 1203-nucleotide messenger RNA. NCBI's taxonomy places the organism in Eukaryota, Fungi, Ascomycota, Pichiomycetes, Serinales, Debaryomycetaceae. The record is from the annotation of a GenBank genome assembly.
AUGGAAGCUGGUAGACCGCAAAGUAAGCUGCAGAGAUCGAGAAAGGGGAAGAGAGCAUGGAGGAAAAACGUUGAUAUUGAAGACGUUGAAGCUGGGCUUGAUCAAAAGCACGAACACGAAAGAGUUUUCGGAAAAGACUUCGAAGAUAACGAUUUCAUAUUGGAUACUGAAGGAGAUUCGAAAUUGAUCAAGAAACCGCAGUCCAAGAAAUUGAAGAGUCAGGAAAUUCUUGACAAAAGAUCAAAAUUCCCAGCCUUAGAUGUUGAAAGAAGCAAUAAGAAGAAAGUACAAGGUGUUUCCAAGAAGGAGAUCGGCAGGUUGAUGAAGCUUUCCGGUCGUCAUCAGGGCACCACCGCCUCACAAGCUAGAUUGCUUGAAGACGGACUCGUUAACACUAACAUAGAUGACCUUUGGGCGCCUGUAACGGAAGACAACACUCCAGAAGAGUUCAAGAAAUCUUCGUACACUGAAUGGACCACACCUAAGAAUCAGCCUAAGACCUUAAAGGAAACUCCUAUAAGCAUUAAGCAGACCAAGGCCGUCAUAAAUUCCGGAAAAUCGUAUAACCCAUCCUUUGAGUCUUGGAAGGCAUUGUUGAACGAAGAAUUUGUAAAGGAAAGCAGCAACGAAGAGAAGCGUCAAUUGCUAAAGGAACAUCAAGAAAGAAUCAAGCACUUGAUAGCCACCAUGAACGACAAUGAGGAACUUGACAGCACAGACGAUGAGGCGGAGAAGAGCGCAGUUGAAGUAGAUGAAGACGAUGAAAAUAUCAAAUUAUCCAUCAACAAGCCUACUCAAGUAAGGAUCAAGACCAAGACUAAGAGAAACAGAGAGCGUAAGCACAAGGAAAGAGAAGAGUUACAAUUGAAGUUGAAGGAAUUGAAGACCCAAAUCCACGAAUUGGAAAAGUUGGAAGUUUACGAAGAAGAGGUUACCCAGAAACUCUCCAACACCAAGAAGAAAGUUGCCAAGGCUCCAAAGAAAUUGUUCAAGUACAACAACUUGGAUGACCAAUUGGAAAUUAAGCUUUCCGAUGAAAUCUCUGACUCACUUAGAAAGUUGAAGCCUGAAGGUAACUUGCUUUACGAUGAAAUGAAGAAAUUGCAGAAUAGUGGGAAGGUUGAGGCCAGAAUCCCGGUAUCUAAGAGAAGAAAGUACACUCCCAAGAUUACUGAGAAAUGGACAUACAAGGAUUUUAAAUAA